CUCUCUCUCUCUCUCUCUCUGAAGUUUAGAAACUGCCUUCCCAAUCUAAGUUCCCUUCUUUGCUAAGUUCCCUUCUUUGGUUCUUGAACUCUCUCAUGGAACUCAUUCCCGGCCUACCAAACAACGUCGCCCUUGAAUGUCUUAUUCGCAUUCCUUUCGAUCAAAUCUCUGUGGCCGCCUCCGUAUGCAAAGGUUGGAAGGCCGAGAUUAAGCUACCCGAGUUUUGCCGGAGUCGGAAGCAGGCUGGGUUGGCCCGAUCGGUCAUAGUGGUUGCACAAGCAUGGAUAUACCCGACCCGAACUGCCCACCUUGCAAUGCUUUGGGGGCCCCCUUUUCAUCGACUUGCUAUCUGCGAGCCAGAAACUGGGUAUUGGUCUGAGUUGCCGCCGAUGCCAGGGUUUCUUGACGGGAUACCAAUGUUUUGCCACCUUGUUGGGGUCGGAUCGGAGCUUGUGGUGAUAGGUGGUUGCGACCCAUUCUCGUGGCAAGCCUCCAAUUCAGUGUUUAUUUACAACUUCCUCUCUGCCACAUGGCGCUGUGGAACCGAUAUGCCCGGUGGGCAAAGAUUAUUCUCUGGAUGUGAUUCAGAUUUUGUUCAGAUGGUGUACGUUGCAGGUGGUCAUGAUGAGGACAAGAACGCUUUGAAAUCCGCAUUGGCAUAUGAUGUGGUAAAAGAUGAAUGGAUCCAAUUGCCCGACAUGUCAAAACCACGAGAGGAGUGUAAAGGUAUUUUCCACCGUGGUAAGUUCCACGUCAUCGGUGGGUACCCCACGGAGAGCCAAGGCAAUUUCCAGCGAGAUGCCCAAGCAUUCGAUGUGGCCACCUGGCAGUGGGACCCGGUACAAGAGGACUUCUUAGAAGCAGCCACGUGUCCGACGACUUGCGUGGAGGGUGGUGAUUCGCGGCUGUACACGUGCCAUAACAACAACGUGACCGUGCACGAUGGUGCCGCUUGGCAAGUCCUGGCUGGACUACCAGCUGAGUUGUGCAAGGUGGGUUUCGUGACAGCGUGGCAGGGGAAGUUGCUCGUGAUUGGUUCCGGAAAAUCGGGUGGGCCCCACACAGCUUAUGUGAUGGAUUUGAAGAAUUACAAGUGGACAAAAGUUGCUGUACCAGAAGAAUACUCGGGCCAUGUCCAAUCAGGUUGUUGCCUGGAGAUUUAAAAUCCAUAGGCCACAGCAAAAUUCUGUGU
Rhododendron vialii is the source of this 1192-nucleotide messenger RNA. RefSeq names its product F-box/kelch-repeat protein At1g15670-like. The transcript is spliced from 2 exons. The coding region runs from base 96 to 1163 and encodes 355 amino acids. The record is from RefSeq and is a predicted model, not a curated record. Gene Ontology annotation, molecular function: protein binding. Gene Ontology annotation, biological process: negative regulation of cytokinin-activated signaling pathway; regulation of phenylpropanoid metabolic process. NCBI's taxonomy places the organism in Eukaryota, Viridiplantae, Streptophyta, Magnoliopsida, Ericales, Ericaceae.